This is a messenger RNA of Neohortaea acidophila, 2420 nucleotides long. Its product is annotated as Ima1 N-terminal domain-containing protein. Gene Ontology annotation, biological process: nuclear inner membrane organization. NCBI's taxonomy places the organism in Eukaryota, Fungi, Ascomycota, Dothideomycetes, Mycosphaerellales, Teratosphaeriaceae. Gene Ontology annotation, cellular component: microtubule organizing center attachment site; nuclear inner membrane; mitotic spindle pole body. The transcript has a single exon. The coding region runs from base 155 to 2314 and encodes 719 amino acids. The record is from RefSeq and is a predicted model, not a curated record.
CUUUAUUGUUUCACCUUCAAACAGUCAAUGAAAUACUUCACCUAACAAACGACGCAAACGACACAGACUUUUACUUCUUUACUCUCAUCUACUCCUCGCCCUCUCCACACACUUCAGUCGAGCCGAUGCGAUAACACCCACCCCAGUCGCCAACAUGUUUGGGCGGCUGCGCUGCCACUUCUGCGGCCAACGCUCCGACUUCUCAAAAGGAACAACGGAGUUCCAGUGCACGAAAUGUGAAGCGCUCAACUUCUUCGAUGAGAAGGGCGAAGUGGCAGAAGCACCAUCGCACAUCACGAACCCACCAGCACAACAGUACGAACAAACAACAACCGCUCGAUCACCCACACCCUUCGCCCUCACAUCCUCCCACGAACAGCAAAGCAACCAACAACAACCCUUCUGCCAAAGAUGCCUCAACAACCAGCGCAUGUACGUCGAUGCGCUCAACAGCUACCUCCCCGACGACGAUCACCCACGCUUCCAAGAAUACCUCGACAAGCUGCCGCAGAAGAAGGCGGAGCUGGAGAAGAAGUAUCCCCAGGUGUGCAAGGCGUGUGCCCCGAAAGUGCAAGAGAGGAUCCAUCAGGCCGAUUACCAAGGUAUGUCGUGGCAGGCGGCCGCGGCGAUGAAUGAGACACGGGCGAGGAGGGGAAGGGGGGCGGUUGGACGGAGAGAUGAUUGGUGGAAGUGGUUUAUGAGGAUACUGUUACCCCUGGUCGGGGUCAUGGUGUAUGCGAGUUUGGCUGUGCAGGUGGCCUGGCAUCUCUACGGCAUAUUCGACCUCAUCUUCACCGCACCCAGCACAGAUGGACUGGAUGGGAUGGAUCUCAUGUUUGAGCCUACUCACAAGGACUGCUUGAAGCACGGCCUGGCUCAUCAAUUCGAUCCGGCAUGCCACCAACUGUUUGCUGGAACGGUCAAGAAAGCUUUGCUUGUGAGCCUCUGCCUGAUAUGGUACAACCCCGGCCUGAAAGAUUGGUACCACCACACCCACCGCAUCGAAGCCGUGCGAGGCCAGACAGAGCACUUCCGCACUCAAUUCAUCCUCUUGAUUGCCAGAGUCGCCGCUUGGUGGAAUCUGUCCGACCAGAAUGUCGUUGGCGGGACAAGAACGAGUCAGCGCCUCGCCGGCCACGGCCUCAUCAUUGGCUUAAUCAUUCUCGCCCAGUGGAUGAGCGAACUCCCCAUCAAAUCCGAGAAGUGGCGCAUCAAAGGCAAAAUCAUGCCUCGCCCGGACGAAAAGGACGUCUUUGGGGCCAUGGCAGGACCAGCAGACGAACUCUACCCUCGCCAAGCUUCAUCAACGAAUCCCCGCAAGCUGUUCGGCGGUGACCAGAAGCCUUUCCCCAUCGCCAACCUCGCCCCGGUCACGCGCAACACCCGCGGCUACUCGAGGCUCGACCUGCCCGGCAUGCCACCUCCGUCUCCACCCGGCACCGAAUCAGCCUCGGACAACGAAGGCGACGCAAUGGACAUCGACACCCCGCCUCCCAUCUCCCGAACAGCAGGCAUGCCCGGCGCGGCAAUCGACCGCACCUUCCGCCCCAAGACAACGCACCAACCCAAAGCCCAGCCAAGCAGCCUCUUCAGCGAUCCGAAUCUCACGCAACCCUCCAGCUGGGGCGCGGUGCGACACCAACUCUACAAUCUGCAAGACACGCUUCGCGAAUCCGACGAGCGCAAAAAGCAGCGCGAAGAAGAAGAUCAACGCUCUCGCCUGCGCUUCGAGCCGCCGCAAGGCCAACCUAGUCCUUUCCGCGGCACUAUACCGCAAGCUCCUAUGAGCGUGGGCCGACGACUGCGCAACCCCCCUUCACAGCUAUCGUUCAAGCAGGCAUCCGCAAGCAAGCAGCAGAAUCAGAUGAAGCACAUGCGCGAGAUUUUCGAGAGCGGGAGGGUGUUUGGAAGCGCGGGCACUUCUUCUCAGCAGCAGGGAGCCAGGAAAUACGAAGAAGAGACCGAGGACGAAGACUUCUCGCCCGCUAAGAGCCGCACGAGGAUCGACAUGGCUCCAAAGCCUGCUUCGUGGCAUUUGCCCGGUGACGGGCAGGCGACUACAGGGUUAGAAGAGGCGUUGGGUGGGAGGAGUUUUGCGAUUGCUGAUGAGGUGGAUGUGGAUGGUGGCGUUGCUCCUGCUCCUGCUACUGCGGGUGAUGUUGCUACGGGUCCACAGGUUACGCAGCGAGGGCUGUGGCUCUUGUUCCUGGUGACGGUUGUGCCUGUCGUUUUGGCUGUUGCGUGGCGUGUCGAGAGCAUUCGACGGCCGGUUUGUUUGUGGCUUGUUGGGAAGAUGGAGGAAUGGGGCAUUUGAGCGUGGUCUAUGAGGUUGUUUACUUUAAGCGAUGGAGUUAGGUCGGCAGCAUACAGCAUAGCGAUUUGAGUGGCGAAGGGGGCAUUGAAGAUGAUAGUUCUUAGAA